UCUUCUUAUCUUCCAGAUGUUGAUGAAUGCUCGCUGAACACCCAUGACUGUCACUCCAAUGCAAUCUGCACUAACACUGAAGGGUCAUUUACUUGCAAGUGCGACGUGAAUGCGCAUUACAUUGGUGACGGGAAAACAUGCACUCCUCUUCGUAAGCCGAAUUAUAUGUUUUACUUCAUUUUGUUCUCUUCGUUUUACCACUACUCUGACAAUUGGGGAAAGGUAUCCACCAAUAUUUAUGUCGCCAAAGAGCAACCCCUCGCCUGCUUGUCGAUCACCUUGAUUAUGCUCUUGUCCAAGAAUAUACUCUUAAUGAAAUUUCAAAUGUACCGAAAGCGGCAUUUGCUCGUUGAUUAUUUCGAUUGGUUCUGACUUUCUUGGGUACUUUAAUUUUGAGUGUAUUUUAGGCUAACCCCGCCGAUAUUUUUAAUUAGUCAAGUGGUUGUUUUAGGUAUAGCAACUAUUGGAGUCAUUGUCAGUUUCCGAAAUACAGCAUCUUUUAAAAGGAUGAAUUUCUGAUUUACUUUCUUUUUACCAGGUGGUCUCGAUGACUCCGUUAUUAUAGCGAAUGAUGCCAGCAAGAUAUCGCAGUUAAAUACCUGGCUUCUUCCCCACUUGCAAAGUCAAGACAGAAGUUAUUGGAAACUGUGUUAUAGGGCCUCUAAUAAUGGCUGGAGGUCACAGACCUUUCACAGAAAUUGUGAUAACAAAGGACCCACUAUAACAAUUGUUAGGGUCGGGAGCUACAUUUUUGGAGGCUACAACGACAAUUCAUGGCAGUGUAAGUUUGUGAAAUAGCUAAAAGAAGCAGAAGGUAUCGACUAGUUGAACUGAAUUAAAACCGGGGGUUAUUAACCCCAAAUGUAAAAGGAAGGAGAGACUGGGCCUUUACAAUUUUCGCAAAUAGUUCAAAACAAGUCUAGUCUUAACUAGAUUGUCAUUAAUCACUAGCAAUACUGCUAAUUGGAGAGGAUUGUGUGGUAAGAGUUUAAUCAAAUACUCGAGACAUUGCUGAAGCAUGAACUGCAUGCUAAAAUAUUGCCAUCGUUAUUAUUGAGAAAAAUUACUGACAACCAGUAGUUUUGAUUGGCACAAUCUGGCACAUUUUCCAUGCAUUAUCGGUGAUGACAACUGUUUUAGCCACUGGCUCCUCCUUGUACAACGGCUUGGCCGUGCGUUUUCCUGUACGAUCGGGGAUUAUACAUAUCCAGAUCAUGAAAAAUAAAUGUUUGUUCGGCUUAAAACACUUCGAACAUGGCACCAAAAAAACUGUGCUGAGUCCUUGAGCUGCUUUAUUUAUAAUUUUUUUUUUUUUUUUUUUUUUAACAAGCGCGUUUGAGGUGGGGUAUGGGGCUUAGUAGAGAAGGUCGGGCUUAAUACUGCUGUACUUCAGCUGGUUCUACCAGGGUUUUUUCUUGAAAUCUGAUAUGGGUGGACCGCCGUUUCUUUUAAAUUUUCUAAUGGAAAAGCCCUGGGGACAAAGUUGGUGGCAACUUGUGAUGCUCCAAUUCAUGAGGAUUUGAGCGUGAUUUAUGUGGUAUUUCACACAUUGUAUAGUACUUCCCUGCUCUCAGUAUUUACUAACCCACCACGGUUUCCUAAAAAUACACCAUUUUACAGCUUUGGGCUUAGUAUCCUAGACUUUAAGAGUGAGUGCAAGACAGAGGUUGACCAUGAUAGAUAGAUAGAUAGUUUUAGAUAGUUUAAUUACCAAUACUUUGCAGCCCAAAGGCUGAAUUGCGUAUUUACAAAUGAUGCAAUUGAUAAAAUGUGUCUAUGAAACUAAUUACAGUAAAUAAAAAAGUGUGAAACAUGUGAUAAAAAGUCUAAAAAUCUACGUACAGGAUCUAAUAAUAAAACUAUUCUGCUGACUAUUCGUAAAACGAUCGGUCUUGCAUUUAUGUACAAUGAAGCGCCUGCUGCACCUUAGAGCAUGACGAUGUUUUGAUACAAACGUCCUUUGUUUUCUUAUGGAAAUUAUACUUAAUGAGUACUAAUUAGAUUUAAAAAAAAAAACACGAUUUACAUAUUAAGAAAGCAGAAAUGGUUGUAUCAGAGCAAGGUCCACUCCAGCCUCGUUUCCAUCCAUAAUUGUAAAAUGGUCUAUUGAACUCGACUGAGCUACGAUGGAUCUCUAAUUGUUUGUGUUCUGUUUUUUUCUCUCUUCAGGGUCUGCUGGUUAUCAAUAUUCGACAAAUACCUUCUUGUACUCACUGAAAAACUACAAGGGGUAUGGAUACUUCAAACAGGACAUAACCAACGGCCACUAUGGCAGAGCCACUUACAGCCAUUAUAGUUAUGGUCCAAUCUUUGGUGAGGGCCAUGAUAUGAUUAUUUCCAACAAUGCGGGAAGAAAUACCUAUUCUUAUUUUCAAUGUCGCUCGUACCUCAGCGGUCCCUAUUGUGACAAUUAUCUCUGGGUUGGGUCACGAUACGGGAAUCAUUUCCGCCCAGAUGAGUUGGAGGUUUAUUAUGAAGUGCUUGCUUGA
Molecule: messenger RNA, 2489 nt
Organism: Porites evermanni
Lineage: Eukaryota; Metazoa; Cnidaria; Anthozoa; Scleractinia; Poritidae
Source: the annotation of a GenBank genome assembly